This is a messenger RNA of Megalobrama amblycephala (Wuchang bream), 4394 nucleotides long. RefSeq names its product NLR family CARD domain-containing protein 3-like. Gene Ontology annotation, molecular function: protein binding. The transcript is spliced from 8 exons. The coding region runs from base 227 to 3298 and encodes 1023 amino acids. Lineage: Eukaryota; Metazoa; Chordata; Actinopteri; Cypriniformes; Xenocyprididae. The record is from RefSeq and is a predicted model, not a curated record.
CAAUGUGAUGAAGCCCUGCACCACUAGAGAGAGUAUGUUUGUUGUCAUAACAGUGGAUAUAAAGGUCAGCAAAACUCACCUUGACCAGAUUACUUUAAAAGGAAAGUAAAAGAAAAGACUCCAUUUCAAGGUUUAAGCCUGUCACUGGAUAUUUGAGUGGCGGCAUUUUGUGGUCUACAGACACACACUUUUUGAGACAAAAGAUCAGGAGGGCACCGCCUCCAAAAUGAGUUUCCAUGGGGAAAGAGAGAAUGAAGACACUAGGUCUGAAACAGGUUCUUCAUCUCCUGGAUCAGACUGUGAAUCUUCAAGUUAUAAAUCCAUAGAACACGUUCCCCUGGCUAUGAAUGCAGUGACCUCUAACCCCAGUAUCAGCAAGAGGAAGAGACAGAGAUCAGAGUCUCCAGAACCCAGUGGAGUGUCUAUGAACAGAUCCUUGAUCCUUGAUCCCCCUGCAUUAAGUGAUGCUGAGACCUCUAGCCUUUUCAAGGGACAGACACAUGAGCUUAUCAGAUCUGCGUCCUCUACAUCCCACUAUCAGAAUGACAUCAGCACUGAUGCAGUCCUGCAGACCCACACCCUGGAGACUGUUUAUCUGCAGAGAGUCAAAGACCAGCACAAAAUCACCAUGAAGAACAAGUAUGAAACAUUAUUUGAGGGAAACAAAAUCCAAGGGAAUCAAACCCUCCUGAACAGGAUCUACACAAAGCUCUACAUCAUAGAGGGAGAGAGUGAAGGAGUGAAUGAAGAACAUGAGGUUUUACAGAUGGAGAAGACAACCAGAACACAACACACAAAAGACACUACAAUCUACUGCAAUGACAUCUUUAAAGCCUCACCUGGACCAGGAUGUGAGGAGAAAGACCAGAUCAAGACUGUUCUUACUAAAGGCAUCGCUGGAAUCGGAAAAACCAUCUCUGUGCAGAAGUUCAUUCUGGACUGGGCCGAGGGAAAAGCCAAUCAUGAUGUAGAUUUCAUGUUUGUGCUUCCAUUUCGAGAGCUGAACUUGAUCCGAGAUCAUCAGUACAGUCUUCACAGACUUCUCCUGGACUUUCAUCCUGAACUUCAAGAUCUAGAUUUAAAGAUUUAUGAGGAGUGUAAAUUUGUGUUGAUCUUGGAUGGUCUGGAUGAAAGCAGAAUGACACUAAUGUUUUCAGACACUCAAAUAGUUUCUGAUGUGACUGAGACUUCAUCAGUGGGUGUGUUGAUGUCAAACCUCAUGAAAGGAGAGCUGCUUCCCUCUGCUCUCAUCUGGAUCACCUCCAGACCAGCAGCAGCCAAUCAGAUUCCCUCCAAAUACAUCAACCGUCUGACAGAAAUUCAGGGAUUCAAUGAGCCUCAGAAGGAGGAAUAUUUCAGGAAGAGAAUCAGUGAUGAGCAUCAAGCCAGCAGAAUCAUCUCACACAUCAGAAGAGCAAGAAGCCUCCACAUCAUGUGCCACAUACCCGUCUUCUGCUGGAUCUCAUCCACUGUGAUUCAGAAGCUCCUGAAAGAAGAUCUGAGUGCAGAAAUCCCUCAAACUCUGACUGAAAUGUACAUCCACUUCCUGCUGAUUCAGAUCAGCAUGAGGAAUCAGAAGUAUGAAGAGAGAGAUCCAGAAAAACUCCUGAAGUCCAACAGAGAAGUGAUUGUGAAACUUGCUGAAGUGGCUUUCAAACAGCUGAUGAAGGGCAAUGUGAUGUUCUGUGAGGAGGACCUGAGAGAGAGCGGCAUAGACGUCACUGAUGCCUCAGUGUAUUCUGGGAUUUGCACUGAGAUCUUUAAGGAGGAAUCUGUGAUUCAUCAGAGGAAAGUCUACAGCUUCAUUCAUCUCAGCGUCCAAGAGUUUCUUGCUGCUCUCUAUGUGUUUUACUUUCAUGUAAGUACAACUAUGGAGGGACUGAAGAAUUUUGCUUCACUACAACAUUUACUUAAAGGAGCAGUAGAUACAGCCAUUGAAAGUAAGAAUGGAAACAUGGAUCUGUUCCUACGGUUCCUGCUGGGCGUCUCACUGGAGUCCAAUCAGAGACCCUUACAGGAUCUGCUCACACACACAGUGAACUGCUCAGAGUGCAUUAGCAGAACCACACAGUACAUUAAAGAGAAGAUCAAAGAUGGACAUGGACUCUCCACUGAAAGAUCCAUCAAUCUGUUCCUCUGUCUGCUGGAAGUGAAAGAUCAGACUCUGUUCAGAGAGAUUCAGGAGUUUGUGAAAUCACACAAACACUCAGACAAGAAACUCUCUCCUGCUCAAUGCUCAACAAUCGCCUACAUGCUUCAGAUGUCAGAGGAGGUGUUGGAUGAGCUGGACCUCAAGAAAUACAACACAUCAGAUGAGGGGAGAAGAAGACUGAUACCAGCUGCCAGCAACUGCACAAAAGCCCUUUUUGCUGGCUGUAAUCUCACUGCUCAAGAUUGUGAAAUUAUAUCAUCAACUCUUCGAUCCUCAAACUGUGUCCUGAGAGAGCUGGAUCUGAGUAACAAUGACCUGCAAGAUUCAGGAGUGAAGAUUAUUUCUGAUGGACUGAAGAGUCCAAACUGUCAGCUGGAAAUACUGAGGUUGUCAGGCUGUAUGGUGACAGAGAAUGGCUGUGGUUAUGUGUCUUCAGCUCUGAGUUCAAACCCCUCACACCUGAGAGAGCUGGAUCUGAGCUACAAUCACCCAGAUUCAGGAGUCAAGCUGCUCAAUGACAGACGGAAGGAUCCAAACUGCUCCCUGCAGAUACUCAAUUUGGAUAAUGGAGGGCCCUUCAGGAUCAAACCAGGGCUUCAAAAAUAUGCCUGUGAUCUCACACUGGAUCCAAACACAGCACACAAUCAACUCAUUCUGUCUGAGGGGAACAGAAAGAUCACAUAUGAGAAAGAUCAUCAGCUGCAUCCUGAUCAUCCUGACAGAUUUGCUGAUGUUCCUCAGGUUCUGAGUCGAGAGAGUCUGACUGGACGCUGUUACUGGGAGGCUGAACGGACUGGUUGGGCUCGUAUAGCAGUGGCCUAUAAAGGAAUCAGCAGGAAAGAGACUGUCUGUAAGUUUGGAUACAAUGACAAAUCAUGGUGUCUUUUCAGCACUGGUAAUGGAUUUGUUGUCUGGCACAAUAAUGAGAGCAAUAACAUAACAACCAAUGUACCAAAAUCUAAUAGAGUAGGAGUGUAUGUGGACGUGUCGGCCGGGACUCUGUCCUUCUACAGCGUCUCUGACACACACACACUCACACACUUACACACAUUCAACACCACAUUCACUGAACCCCUCUAUGCUGGAUUUAAGGUUUUUGAGUCUGAACUGUCUCUGUGUCAGAUUCAACAACAAACACAGGCUUAAAUGCCAAAGUAGUGCGAGUACAGAUGUUGUAACACUGAAUAUUUCCCUUCUCAUGGAAGUUGCACAAAGAUGAUAACAGUAUAUAUGCACAUUCAGACUGUAAUGGGGGCAGUUCUUAGAAAGUAAUUUUACUAUGAUAAAAACAUCUAAUUAAAAAAACAAUGCCAUUUUUAUUCAACGUGUACAGAACAGCAAAAAUCUAUCUAAUCCUGUCUGUUCAUUAGGUGCUGAAAUGUCAUUGUACUUUAUUUAUGACUAAUAACUUUUGGAUGCAAAAUGCAAAAUGGCCUGGGAGGAUAUGAAUAUGCUAACAUAAAUUGCCAGUUUUAUUACAUAGUAACGAGUCACUAAAUAUUUCCACUCCCUCCACCCUGAAUUUCACUUAUUGCAAGAAUCAUGCACUACUAUGGCAAAUCAUCAUGGAGGUCUUGUGUAGUUACAUAUGUAUUUAUUAAUUUUCAUCUAUUUUAUGUUUUUUUUUAUGUAUUUAAUUAUACUUUUGUUGAUUAAAUAAAAAUAAUUAAAUAAAUUGAUUAGAAUCAACAAUUAAAUAAAAAUCCUUACUCAUUUCACCUGAUUAGGUGGGUAGAUCACUGAAUUUCAGUGUCUCUCUCCUUUCUUCUCUUAAGACAGAAGGAAAAGAGCUGAGAAGAAUUUAAAAGUUAGAAAUACACACAAAAGGAACAUUUCUUUACCAACAUUUAUUGUAUAUAAUUCAAAUUAAGGUUAAUAUUAUGGAAUAAUGUAACUACAGAAUUAGUAAAUGCAAAAUUUUGAUUUCUUUUUUUUUUUUACAUGUGAAAUUUUACAAAAAAUGUGGUAAGCACAGUGACUGAGGUGGCCCUCAAAUCAUGUCAUAAGAACUGUGGUUUGAGCAAUGCAGAGACAUUGCUGAGAUCCUCCUGUUUUCUCAGAAUUGUGUGCGAGACAAAAGUGAAUUAACUGGUUUCUCCAAAUGUACCGUUACUGCAAUGUUUUAUUGUAAAUCUCUAGUGUUUUGUGUCCUGUAUCCAUCAACACAGUGCAGUCAAAACCCAGUUCAAACUGUUUUUAUUUUCAGUUUGCUCAUUAAUUAAUAAACUGUAAGUGACAUUCA